AUGGGGAGUAAAAUCGAGCAUAACAACUAUCUCGAACCCGGUACUCCUGGUCACGGCUUUAAAGGCUGGCUACAGACGAACAUUGCUGAUCGAGCUACCCAUGCGGCUGAAGCACUCCGCUUCAAGGUCUUCCAAGCUGGAUUAAAAUUGGUUGGGAAAGAUCCCGAAAAUGUACUGGACUACCUCACCAGCGACGCGAACUAUCUCGAUCCAAUGCGUGACCAGACAGAGGGUCUGUCGUCACUGCCAUUCCACGUCACACCCAACUGGAAGCGCUUCAGUCCACGCGACCGUAUCCAGGAAUUGCGCAAGCUAACGAAUUCGAACGGAACGUUGAAGUAUCCGCUACAUCUGCAGCUUGAGUCUUUGACCACGAAGGUGCUAUUCGAUGAGUGCGGUAGCAAUGGCACAAAGCCGCGAGCCAUUGGAGUCGAAUACUUGCAAGGCAAGUCCGUAUAUAAGGCCGACCCACGUCGUAACACAUCCACCACCGGUACACUGCACCAAGCUUUCGCUCGAAAAGAAGUCAUCGUAGCUGGUGGUGCCUUCAACUCGCCGCAGAUCCUACAGCUCUCUGGUAUCGGGCCCAAAGCUCUUCUUGAGAAGUACAACAUCCCUGUAAUCUCUAACUUACCGGGUGUGGGUCGCAACCUCCAGGACAACUACGAGGUACCCAUUUACGGGAACGCCCAAAUCAGCUUCGCAAAGACACCUGACCCCAAUGCACCAAAAUGCACAAACGGAUCACCCGGCGAUCCAUGUAUCGAACUUUGGUACAAUGGCCAAGGACCCUACGCGCGCGGCGGCACAAACUCGAACGCGUUCCUCCUCAAGACAGCCCAUGCGGUCGAAGGCGAAAGAGACGAACUAAUGUUCGGCUUCACGGGUGGCUCCUUUGCAGGCUUCGCGCCACCGACGUCUCAAAACACGACACGCUACCCUCCCACAACAUUUUCUUGGUCCACCGUCAAGAUACAUCCCCAGAACACUGCCGGAUACGUCCAAAUCCGAUCAGCCGACCCAGUAGACACACCGGAAGUGAAUUUAAACUACUUCGCCGAGGGCGCAGCAACAGAUUUAAACGCCAUGCUCGACACUGUUGCUUUCGUCCGUAGAGCAUUUGCUUCCACCGAAGCACCGGUCGGACCUGUGACACCUGUUUCUCCACCCUGUCCGCCGGCUGAUGUCCUUGAGACGGGCUACUGCCGUGAGGUGCAGAUUGAUAGGGAGUGGAUUCACGACCAAGUCUUUGGUCACCACCCCACAAGUACGAACAAGGUCGGCCCGGAUUCUGAUCCUAUGGCCGUGUUGGACACGAGGCUGAGGGUUAGAGGGGUCGAAGGGCUGCGGGUAGUAGAUGCGAGUGCAUUUCCUAGAUGUCCGGGUGCGUUUCCGGCGGUUAGCACGUUUUUAUUGAGUGAGCGGGCGACGGAUCUGGUGUUGGAGGAUGUGGGCAAGUGGUGA
Molecule: messenger RNA, 1464 nt
Organism: Alternaria infectoria
Lineage: Eukaryota; Fungi; Ascomycota; Dothideomycetes; Pleosporales; Pleosporaceae
Exons: 2
Coding region: 1-1464 (487 amino acids)
Molecular function (GO): oxidoreductase activity, acting on CH-OH group of donors; flavin adenine dinucleotide binding
Source: RefSeq, a predicted model, not a curated record